AUGUGGGCAUUUGGUUCGAGCAAUAUCAGCUCACCUCAACAGAAGUCCUUGAAGGAAAAAGUAUCUGAAGGGUCUCUCGAAGUUGCUAGUGAUGUAUCCACAUUAGAGUCAUUUCUGCCAACCACAGCCAGUCGGGCUCACUCUAGGGCUUUCGCAACCUCAGUGAAAAGUAACGUUUGCAAUAAGUUUCCAUGCACCCUCGCCAGCAGAGGGGAAAACGACGGCACGGGAGUAGAACAUCGAAACCUCCCAAGGUUUCCUUAUGUUGAUAACCUUUUGUCGACCGAGGCUUUUCUAGGAUUCAGCACCACGGCUGAUAGUGUGGAAGGCUCAGAAAGACCCAAGGUCAGCUGCAGUGCCCCUGGAAACCCUUUUUUAUUAAUCCACAAAGCUUCGAGCACGCUGAACCUGUUAAGUUUCUCAGAUAACCACAGUGAUGAUCAGGUGAGCCCUAGGGAUAGACUGCCGUUAGGCCAUGACGAUAAAUGCAAUGUUUCAGAUAGUAAUAGACAUGGUUUUACUCUUAGGAAGCUUUCAACUGGCGAAAACAAACACGAAGGCGAUGGUAAAAAAGGCCAUAUGUGCAGCAACGUCGACGUGUCCACGGACAGUCUAUUUCAUAAUCAGCUUCCGAUCCCUCUUGAACCUUUAAAACGCUCUCCACCACCUUUUUUUGCCGUGGAAAACAAGAGCACAAGCGUUGUGUUUCUUUGCCAUGAUUCGGACUGUGGCGACGCCCAGGGAUUGCGUAAUCCAUCCAACUCGAUUGGUGGACACCACUUUUCCAUCGCUCACGGCGGUGUCUUCAUGAAGGAGUCCUGUUCAUGGCGAGAAGAAAACUUUUACAAAAUGCUCGCCGACUACCAAAUAGAGAUGGUUAAAGAAAAGGUACGACGCGAAUUACUAAAGAGCCAUCCAGAGUUAGUGUGGAGUGAUGGGUUGUGGGCGAAAUACUGCGUCUACGAGCGUUCGUGUUUGAAAGUUGUUCUGGGAAUGGACUCUGGUUUGGCGGCCAGCCUCCGCAACGAAGAACAUCAAGACUCUAGUGUAAGUAUCAAAGAGCUGGAGUUUAUGCAGAGAGCAACCAUGCGGUGGUGGCAAGCUGGUAGUCUGGAUAAUGAUGACGAAUCUCAGGUAAUCAAGAAUAUCGAAUUUAGUCUUCAGAGCGACAAAACAACUGAACAACCGAAUCAAGGCAGUGGCUUUAUGCUUCAAAAAGCCGCUCUUAGUCACUCAGAAUUUAGAAAUGAUGAAAGACACGCCCAUACAAUGGCUGAAUACAAGGAGAAACAAUACGUUGAACGACACCGCUCGCUCCCGCUGUUAGCCCGCUUUGCACCGCGUUUUUAUGGCGUUCGUAAUUUAAUUAAACGACAGGUCACAUCGUCCUGUUGCUGCCACUAUGGCUCAGAUUCGCUUCGAUCGACCGAAAAACAUCCGCUUCGGAAUAGCAUCACCGGGGAUGAGAAUCACCUACGCUGCGACCUCAGCCUCCUCUCACGCGAAAAAAUAGGGGCAGAAGGGACGACUGGGGCACCCCCCAAACCCGAAGUAUCCUUGCCCGAGUUGAAUUGUGAGGAAGGGAUGCGAACGGCGUCUCCGGUAGGGAUAGAUCGAUGUUGUGGGCCCCCCACCGCAUCCCCGGCUGCCAACGAUAUAGUGAAUAUCGAGUCUAAAACCUCCUCACCGUCCUCGCGGCAGAAAAUGGGGUUGCUGAGCCAAUCGAAUGGGGAAGGCUGGAUCAUUCAUACCUCAGUUCCCAACCGCAGUGACUCCAGUGAUGCCAAAAAAGAUGACGAAAAGGGAAAAGUCUGCCGGAUGAUUGUUCUGGAAGACGUAUGCUACGGCUUUAAAUACCCUUGCGUGUUAGACGUAAAAAUAGGGAGUCGGCAGUAUGGAUUGAACGCAUCCUCGACAAAGAAAGCGAGCAAGGAACGGAAGUCCCGGCUCUCGACCUCAGCGCGUCAUUAUAUCCGUUUGGCCGGGAUACGAAUGUGGGAUGCGGCACGACGAACAUAUAUCACCAAAACCAAACUAUACUGUCGUAGCUUAUCCAUCAGCCAGGUCAAGGCAGAACUUUCACAGUUCCUUUUAUAUAGUCAGAAUCUCGGGCUUGCGUUUCGCCGUCAUAUCGAGGAACUUCGCGAUACGAUGCGGCGCCAAAAAGUAUUUCGUUUUUACACCUCGUCGCUUUUGUUUAUCUAUGACGCUGCGCAGGCUGCCGAAACGGCGCGGAUUAUCAUGGUUGACUUUGCUUACACUUACGAGAGAUGGGAACUGGUCGAAGGCAAGGACCCAGACGCGGUUCACACUUUUGAUGAAGGAUAUAUUAAGGCACUGGAUACCUUGAUUUCCCUAAUUUCAUAG
Phytomonas sp. Hart1 is the source of this 2367-nucleotide messenger RNA. The record is from the annotation of a GenBank genome assembly. Lineage: Eukaryota; Euglenozoa; Kinetoplastea; Trypanosomatida; Trypanosomatidae.